Molecule: messenger RNA, 1348 nt
Organism: Sorghum bicolor (sorghum)
Lineage: Eukaryota; Viridiplantae; Streptophyta; Magnoliopsida; Poales; Poaceae
Product: dof zinc finger protein MNB1A
Exons: 1
Coding region: 127-1077 (316 amino acids)
Biological process (GO): regulation of DNA-templated transcription
Molecular function (GO): DNA binding; DNA-binding transcription factor activity
Source: RefSeq, a predicted model, not a curated record
GACGCGUGCGCUCGGUAGCCACCCUCACCAACUCCACCUCACCCCCUCCCCGCGCACCGCCCGACGCGCGCGACCACGAGGCCACUGACGCGUCGGCCCGGCGGUAAAUAAAAACGGAGCCGUGAGAUGUUAACCGGACCGGACGGACCUGCUCCACCGACCCGGCGCCGUGCCCAUAAACUCGAUCGAGAGCGACCACCAACGCUAGCAGCUGAAACACCCCAUACGCCCGCGCGCCGCGCCGCGACGCUCCCUAGGCUCCGAGCUCGGUUCGGCCGUUCGGGAGACCUCGCGUUGCUCGCACACACGGCGCCACGCAUGCAGGAGCACGGGCGCCGGCCCGUGACGCCGUUCGCCGGCGUGGACCUCCGCCGGCCCAAGGGCUACCCCGCGCCGGCGGCGGUGGCGGCGGCGAAGGAGGCGGCCCCGGCUCGGGCGCCGGUCGUCGGCGACCCGUGCCCGCGGUGCGGGGCGCGGGACACCAAGUUCUGCUACUACAAUAACUACAACACGUCGCAGCCGCGCCACUUCUGCAAGUCGUGCCGCCGCUACUGGACCAAGGGCGGGUCCCUCCGCAACGUCCCCGUCGGGGGCGGCACCCGCAAGAGCAGCAGCUCCUCCACGUCCUCGCCCUCGGCGACGACGUCUGCCUCGCCCGGCGGCGCCGCACCCAAGAAUACGAAGCGGUCCAAGAACUCCAAGCGCCGCCGCGUCGCCCCGGCGCCGGACCCCGCCGCACCCGGCACGGACGCGCCCACCGUCACCGCCACCGCCACCGCCGACGUCGCGAACACCGCACCGUCGACGGAAGCUGCAGCAGCGACGGUCGCCGCCUCGGAGAAGCCGGUAACCAUGACGGAGGAGGAGCCCGCAGCAGCUGUUGUUGUCGCCACGGAGACGAAGCCACCGGCCGCGCCCGGGCUCGGGCUAGCAGAUGCUGGCAGUGGCGGCGGCGGCAAGGAGCUGCUGCCGGACCCGAGCCACUUCGAGUGGCCGUCGGGCUGCGACCUGGGGUCGUACUGGGGCACCAGCGUGUUCGCCGACACCGACCCGGCGCUGUUCCUCAACCUGCCAUGAGCCGCCCGUGACAACGCCACCAUGGUUAACUAAUCCACCAUCACGACCCACGAGAUGAGAUGAACAGAGCACGCAGAGCGCGCGUCUGGCUCUUGAAGCUAGGUACUGGAGUUUCCUGAGCUUACUGUAGCGAUCUCUACUCGUCUAGUCUGUCUGACAGUCUUUUACACUAGUGUUUUGCUGGUUUAAAAUCGCCCCGCUUUGUACUCCGUCCAAUCUAGUAAAGGCUAACAUGGGAUAGCCGGGCUCUGCAUGAAUCUGUGCUUGUUUC